Molecule: messenger RNA, 504 nt
Organism: Penaeus vannamei (Pacific white shrimp)
Lineage: Eukaryota; Metazoa; Arthropoda; Malacostraca; Decapoda; Penaeidae
Source: RefSeq, a predicted model, not a curated record
AUGACGAAGGGCGCCAGAUCUACUACCCGAGCGGGUGACUACGACACUGGAAGCAGUAUCCGUCACCGACCCGCAGUGAAGACGUUGGUCGACACUGGACCAUCGCCACCUCAAUUACCCGUGGAGGACGCCCCCUACGAGCCUCCUGCGUCAUCGUCUUACGACCAGAGCCAAGCUUACAAGCCCCCGACGCCAUCCUACCGACCGGAGCCAUCCUACAAGCCGCCGGCACCUGCUUACAAGCCCCCCACUACCCCCGUCCUUACAAGCCGCCGCAACGCUGCUACAGAGCCCCCCACCCCAUCCUACAAGGCAGCCCCCAGCCCCGGUGUAGUAGCCCACCAACGCCAGGCUACCAGGAACCUGCCUACAAGCCAAGACAGCCUACGGGUGACCCCACGGGCGGACCCUGACAAGCACAGAACACGAUCCUGGGGGACCGCCGGUGCGUGGAAAUUUACUCCUUGCUUGUACAGGAUGCAAGGAGAUAAGGAAAUUGGAUAG